UGCCAGCCGGGCCGCACGCUUCUUCUUCCCCACGUAAACAUUAACCCCCAAAACAAAACACGACCCUGGCUGGAAACAAUCCGUAUCUCGACAAAAAUUUAAAAAAAAAAACAACAGAACGCGCCACAGACUCGUAAUAAUUAUACUAACACGCUUUCGCGCCAAAACAUCUGUCAAUCUAUCAACUUUUUAGUGCUAAUAAAACAUGAAGCAAUAACACGGUGUUAAUAGUUUUAAUUACGUGCAAGGGUGGUUCGACGUUUUAAUUUUUAAUAUUAAUUUUUUUUGUUGUUGUCGUCGUGUGUAUAUUAUAAAAUAAAAAACGAAUAACAAUUUUUACAACAAAAAAAAAACAACGAACGAAGGCAAUAAUUUUUACUAACUAUUAAGUGAAAAAUAAAAUUUAAAAAAUCUUGACUGUGAUCGAAAUAAAUCUACAAUCAAAGUGUUCGUGUUAAGUGUCUUCAAGUGAAUUAAAGGUUUCAAGAUGGCUUUUGCAGCGGCGCGUAUGAUCCUUAAGGAUAAGAGGAGGAAGGCUUCCAAGGAAGAUUUUAGAGAUCCAAGAAAUAGAAGCAAGGCCCGGAGCGCUAGCACCAGUAGCUUUAGGAGUGUAAGUCAGGCCAGAAACAAGCCGGCAGACGGCGGUGGACACGUCAAUCAGAAAAACGCCGCGGGACAAAAAGCAACGCCUCCAUGUCAAAAAGGUGCAUCUACAAAAGGUGGUCCAAAAACUCCAGUCAAACCAUCAGCGCAGAAGGGAGCAGCGAAGACAGCACCACCGAAACAGGCGGCAGCAGCUGGAGUGAAGACGCCACAAGGAAAGAAGAAAAAGGGCCAUAAGCAUCAACAAUACGAACUGAUCGUCACAAUUAACUUGUCAGAAUAUGGCCUUACAGAGGAACAAGUCGCAGAAUUCAAGGAAGCGUUCAUGCUGUUCGACAAAGACGAAGAUGGCACCAUCACGAUGGCUGAGCUGGGAGUUGUAAUGAGAUCACUGGGACAGAGACCGUCAGAGACUGAAUUACGAGAUAUGGUGAAAGAAGUGGAUCAAGAUGGCAAUGGAACGAUUGAAUUUAAUGAGUUCCUUCAGAUGAUGUCUAAGAAAAUGCGCGGAGCAGAUGGCGAAGAUGAACUCAGAGAGGCUUUCAGGGUAUUUGACAAGAACAACGACGGGCUAAUAUCCUCAGUAGAGCUCAGACACGUCAUGACCAACCUCGGUGAGAGACUUAGCGAAGAAGAAGUUGAUGACAUGAUACGUGAGGCUGACCUUGAUGGUGAUGGCAUGGUCAAUUACGAUGAGUUCGUGACAAUAUUGACGUCGAAAAACUAGUAUGCAGAGGAACAACCCAAGAGAGAUCGUUCCCCACCGCGUCAGUGUCCGUAUCCGGAACUAACCGAGCUUGGCGGGAAAGAAACUCUCAUUUAAAUGAGUCAGUGUAAACUCAGUUUGGAAGUGUUGUUCUUUACGCCUCAGGGAGUGAAUUAACUGUUAAUGUGAAACGAAACGCCUAAUCUCCCAACGAAGUUUUAGUUGCAUGACGUGAGAUACGAACGGCCUUUGUGGAUGUACCUUUUAUAUGUGCCGUGAACUGUAACCUAUAUUAUAAUUUAUUUAUCGUGUCGUAUAUUUGUUCGUUUUAUUUUCGUAUUGAAAUGUUGGCUCGCUAAUUUUGUAGCGGAUGUGAUAAAUUGCGGUAUGUCUCUUUACAUGACAUUUAACAUCAGUAAAGUUAUUCAAAAAUAAAAAGGAAGUCGGAUUCAAACGUAGAUUCGCUAGCUAAUAAGGCUGUUGCAUGAUUAUUUGGAUGUGCUUUUUAAUUAAAGCUAUAACGCUUAAUGUUUGUACGAUCUUGUAAACUCCAUUUAUCGGAAAGUAUAAACGGUCUGUAAAUAAUGCGUGUGAAAUGUCUGUAGAUGUAAACGGGCCUCUAAGACCUUUACGUUUCAAAUUUGAUGCAAAUGAGUAUAUUUGAUGUUGAAAACGUUGAUGUUUUAAAUAAUAUAUGUGUAAAGAUAUUUAUCGGCUACAUAUUAAUAAUAUAUGUACUUAGAUUAUCGAGAUUAAAAGACGAAAGAAAAAAAGUAUUUUAAGCGGUGUUUGAUCAUCAUUUGCGCGUCUAAUACGCAGUCGUCCCAUUAAUGCGAUCGCUGGAACAUGUUUGAAAAGAGAAAUCUUGAUUAAAGUACGUUUAAAAUAUUUUUGUGCCAUAUGUGUAAUUAUGGCAUAAUUGCCAUAUUCAUUUCACGAAUCAUGUCAGAACAUGGUUAGCUAUUAGUUUUGGUUGAUCAAAACGACGGUCACGGUCAGUGUUCACUAAAGCACGAAGGCCCUUGGUAUAUGAUAUUGGCCCUUCGUAAGCUAGCAUCGUAACUACAAGUAGAAUUUAAAAUGUUACAGAUUGGACUACCAAGAGCUAGCUAAGACAAGAAAAAUAUUUAUUAGUUACAUCUGGAACACGAUAUUCAAUUUAAAUGUCUAAAUUUAUUUUGCUAAGUUUUAUUUUAUCUCACUAAAAUAUAAAAUUAAUAUUCUAAAAUAUAAUAAGUAUCUUCACGUAAAUCGAACCAUACGAACGUGAUGUAAUGAAAUACAUCACGUUCGUAUGGUUUCAUUUACGCUAUAAUGCACGUAACUAAACUUAAUAAAAUUUUAUUAAUCAAUUACAUGAACUUUCCUGAGUACUUAUUUGCCUAAUACUCCUUUGAAUGUACCUCUAUCAGUGUCUGAAAAUCGUAAAGAAACAUAAAUAAUCGUCCAUUGGUUCUUGGUCUAUAAUUUUCAACAUAUAAUACUCCCUUAGAAAAUAUAGACGUGUCAUUUUGAUAUUGAAAUUAUUAAUAUAUCUGCAGUAGAAAAAAAAAAAAAAAGCAAAAUAAUAGUUUUAAAAAUAAUCGGUUGUGUCCAUUUUGUAACCGUAAAAUCAUUCUGUAUACAAACAAGUCUAACAAUGAUAGUAGAAUUAGUCGUGUGUUAUUGACUAGAUUGUGAUCUCCGUUAGUCUUCCAAAUCGUGGAGGUUGACUUAAAUAAAGAUCGUAAUGUUUAUUAUUACUGAAUGUGCUUGUAUAUUUUAGUGGAUGAAACCGCACCAUUAUUGUGACAGCAUUUUUUUGAACACUAUGUAUUAUGUCAUGUAUGUUUUUAAAUGUAAAGUUUAUUGUCCCCUCGAUAAUAUUAUUUGAACAAAUAUCAAAACAUUUUUUUUUAAACCGUUCUGGCGAAUAAAGAUGUGUUUAAAACUUCCUAUUUUGUGUUAUUAUUUUAAAUUAAUUUUAAAAUUAAAAUAACGUAAACAUUGUGUAUUAAAAAUAAGCUAAAAACAAUAAUAACAUCACUUAUUUAUUUUAACAUAUUCAUUAAAAAUGCCAAGAUAAGCGAAAUAUUCUAAUAAAAUAAAUAUUAUGUAAUUAAAUGUAACUUCAUUUAAACCAUUUACAAAUUCAUAUAAAAAAAUAAUGAAUAGUUAUUUAACAUAAUCGUUGUUGAUGUAUAACAUAUUAUACUAUUGUAUUAAUAAUAAAUGUGUUCUAGUUUGCAUUAUAUAUGUUUAGCAGAGCCCUAUAUAUUAUAUAAAGUAGUAAUAUGCAAGAUUAUAUCUAUUAUAAAUUAAAUACAGCCUAUAAUGAUUGGGCUUCCUCUUAAUUAGGAUUGUAUUAAUUUAUUUAUUUAAGUGAAAUUAUUUUAUGUACAAUAAGGACAAUAAAACAUUUCUCGUUCAUGUCAAUUUAACAGAUACAAAAAAUAUAAAAUAUAUUUCUGGAUUUUAAAAAACGAAGCACGAUAUUAUGUCGCAUAUCACGAGCAAUAAAUGAAUAAAUAAUUAAGUAAA
Molecule: messenger RNA, 3829 nt
Organism: Vanessa tameamea
Lineage: Eukaryota; Metazoa; Arthropoda; Insecta; Lepidoptera; Nymphalidae
Product: calmodulin-A-like
Exons: 10
Coding region: 488-1330 (280 amino acids)
Cellular component (GO): myosin II complex
Molecular function (GO): calcium ion binding
Source: RefSeq, a predicted model, not a curated record